AUGUCGGAAGAUGAACAAACACCCUUGAGAAGGCCAUCCCAUGCCUUCUUGGACCAGCCUAUUGGUUCGUUCAAGGGCCCCAACUCCAUCCACAACUUUGCUACCUCAUUCACAAGAGCCCAAGCAUUCAAUGCUUCAAUGCUUGACCCAGAUAUCCACCGUAAGAGAUCGUUCUUUGUUUCUCCUGGUCAGCGUGCUACUGAGCACUCAUUUUUGGACUUUGAAGAUGACGAUGACGCUGAGGGAGACGAGGUCCUCUUUGACCCUGACUUGAUGAUCCCUUCCCAGCGUGGUCAGCGACUAUCCACGGUCAUCCACGACGUUCAGAGCCACAGAAACCAACUGUUCAUGAACGAUAACUUGCACCAACACUUCUCACCAAACGCCGAGGUGUUCUAUACGGAAGACUAUCCCUCCAUCAGUCAUUCUAGGCAUAACUCAACCGUUGCCCGUGAUCCUUACCGCGAUAGCUAUACCUUACCAGCGGGUAGCCAAGGUGCGUUCUCAAUACCAAUCGGCGGUAAAAAAAUUAUACCACUGAAGUCAUUUGCUUCCAUCCGUUCUGCUAUUUCUAAUUUUACCACUGCAUCUCAAUUUAACCUUAAGCAGAUUGAAGAUAAAGAUGGACAUGUCAUUACAGUCCUUUCCGGGCAAUCCACUGCCCCGCAAACUGUUUUCAACUCCAUUAACGUAUUGAUCGGGGUAGGUCUUUUGGUUCUUCCAGUUGGAAUCAUGAAAGCAGGUUGGCUCUUGGGUGUACCGUUUUUACUCGGCAGUGGGUUAGCAACUCUCUGGACCGCCCGUCUUUUAUCCAAGGCCAUGGACACGGAUGCAACUAUUAUGACCUAUGCAGAUUUAGGUCAUGCAGCCUAUGGAUCUGCAGCCAAGUUGGCAAUCCUGCUUUUGUUUUCCAUUGAUUUGCUUGGAGCUGGAGUUUCGUUGAAUGUGUUGAUGAGUGACUCACUAUAUGCGUUACUUGGUGCAAAUUUAGGCUGGACCAAAGUUCAAUUCAAAGUAUUAUGCUUUUUCAUCCUUACGCCCUUUUCAUUCAUACCACUCCCUAUUUUGUCAAUUUUCUCACUCUUUGGGAUCAUGGCAACUGUCUCCAUUACCUUAUUGGUUUUCAUUGUCGGGAUUAUAAAACAAGAUUCUCCUGGUUCUUUGAUCGACUUCAUGCCAACUAAUUUAUACCCUCAAUCCUUUCCAGAUCUCUUACUCUCUAUAGGGAUAUUUUUAUCACCAUUUGGUGGGCAUGCUAUCUUUCCCAACUUAAAAUCUGAUAUGAGACAUCCAUAUAAAUUCAGCAAGACUUUGUUCCCAACUUAUUUCAUCAGUAUCUUGGUAGAUAUGUCUAUGGGAGUUUUGGGAUUUUUGAUGUUUGGAGCAUUAUGUGAAAAUGAAGUUACUAAUAGCAUUCUUUUCACUCCAGGUUAUCCACUGUGGUGUUAUCCAUUGAUUUCUGGUUUAAUAUGCAUAGUCCCAUUGGCUAAGACGCCUUUGAAUGCAAAGCCAAUUAUUCUGAGUUUGGACACAUUAUUGGGUAUUGAUGCCAGAAAUGGGGUUAAUUCACUGCAUUCAUAUUUCAAGAAGUCGUUCUUCUCGUUCUCCAGGUUUUUGGUCAGAGUGUUCGUCAACGCUGUGUUCGUAAUUCUUGCUAUUUUGUUUCCAGAACUUGAAAAGGUCAUCGGUAUGCUUGGUGCGCUGAUCUGCUUUAUUGUUUGCAUCAUAUUCCCGUGCUUGUUUUACUUGAAGCUUUGCAAGGAAAAUGUGUCAGCUUUCGAACGGUUUAUUAUUAGACUUACCAUCUUCGUUAGUGCUGUUUUGGCAGUAUCUGCGACAUAUGCAACAAUAAUGUUCUAG
This is a messenger RNA of Dujonia railenensis, 1860 nucleotides long. The record is from the annotation of a GenBank genome assembly. NCBI's taxonomy places the organism in Eukaryota, Fungi, Ascomycota, Pichiomycetes, Serinales, Debaryomycetaceae.